This is a messenger RNA of Contarinia nasturtii (swede midge), 2125 nucleotides long. RefSeq names its product probable myosin light chain kinase DDB_G0279831. NCBI's taxonomy places the organism in Eukaryota, Metazoa, Arthropoda, Insecta, Diptera, Cecidomyiidae. The transcript is spliced from 2 exons. Bases 621 to 2090 code for a protein of 489 amino acids. The record is from RefSeq and is a predicted model, not a curated record. Gene Ontology annotation, molecular function: actin binding.
UACUCAUAUUAUUUUAUGUUCAAUCAGUUCUGAUGUUUAUAGUGAAGCGUCCACACUUAGUCACUUGACGCGCGUGAAUUUUCGAGUAUUUCUCUUUUGUAAUUCUCCAAAAAAAAACAGUUGAAAAAAUCACACCGGUUUUCAUUUGGUUGAAAAAUAUGAAUUUUUUUGGUGGGAAAAAUACUGUGUGUAUCACAUUUUAAAAAUUGAGCAAAAAUCUACGAUUCGAAGAGUGAUUUAUUGUUUCGUCAGUUGUUUACUAUUUAUUGAAUGAUAGAGAGCCUCAAAUAAUCCAAAAAGUCGUUGUUUUAAAACAAAUCAUCCAAUGUUUGGAUUUUAUUCCAAAAAAAAAGUGAACACAGUUGGUUUUUUGUAGUUCAAAUAGAGACAGAGACAUAUAUAAACAACGCAAGCCACGAAAAUUGCAUUGAAAAGAAUAGUCAAAAUACUCAUACAGUCGUUGGUGCUUAAUUUAUUUCGAUAAUUCAAACGGUUUUUAAAUUAAGCAAGUUUUUUUUUCGUUUCAAUAGAAACGCUUACAAGUCAGUAACUCUUAAUAGACAGUGUUAAUUUGUGAAUAUAUUGGUGAAAUAAAUUGUUUGCAAUAAAAAAAAAUUAAAAUGAAUUCGACGAUAGAAUCAUCAUCAAUUGUUGGAAUGGCAGCACCACCGCCACCGCCACCUCCUCCACCACCAAUGCUCAAUGGAAUAGAAAAUGGACGAUCUCAACUAUUGGCCGAUAUUCGCAAGGGAUCCACGCUAAAAAAAGCACCAAACUUGAAUGAUUCAAACCAUAAUGAAUUAUCAGCGAGUGAUAAAUUGAAGAAGCAAACGCAAGACUUGUUGCAAGCCGAACUGACAAGCACAUUGAAACGUCGAAAGCCCAUUGUGAUUAACGAGCCUCCAAAGUACGAGUAUCCCACUUACAAUGACAACAACGAAAACAACGCUAAUGUUAGCAAUAAAAACAAUGAGUCAUCGCAUUCCAUCGCAAACACAACCAACGUCACAAAGCCAUUGAAUGUAAACGCUGUUUUAUCGGUUGUGUCCGGCAUAAAGAUACCAGAUGUUCAAUAUGAUGCAAAAUCGUCGACUGCAUUGAAAACACAAUCGAACGAAAAGCCGAAAAUAAGUCACGGUAAACCGAAUUUUAUGAUUAAUACCAAGGAAAUUAAACCAAUAAAUGGCAACGAAUCAACUAGUCUCAAAACGAAAAUUAAAUCACCUGAAAUUAACGAAACGAAAAAAUUACAUCGUCCUAGUUUCUUUACAAAAACAAACAAUCUAACGACCGUCUAUAAAUCAAGUGCCAAACCCACAGUCGAACCCAAUUCUGCUGAGUCGCAAGUUGAAAAAUGCAAGUCUAUCUUUUUGAUAAAGACACAAAAUAUUGUCGAUGAUAGCCCAUCAAAACCAUCACCAAAAUUGCAACAGAAAACCGAUCUUAUUUCGAAAUUUGAGAAUAUUCCGACGACAAAAGGUGCAGAUCAACAACUGCCGAAUAAAAAAAUUACCGAAAAUGUUAAGAAAUCAUCUGUAGACGAAACGAAUGGCAUUUCAUUUGCCAAUGUAGCGAAUAAGAAGGCUUUGUUCGAACAAAAACCUGAACAAACCACUCCGAAAUUAAAUGGGCUGAAAAAUACAGUAAACAAUUCUGAAGUGUCAAGCAAACCAACUGCGGUGGCUCCAAUUUUAAAUGGAAAAUACAGCACAUUGAACAGUCCACGUAUGAUGAAUCAAACGAAACCUGGUGUUACAACCGUCACUCUGAAUAAAAACGCAACGUACGGUCCAUUGGGACGGCCUUUGGUUGCAGCCAACGAUCGGGUUGAUCAUCAUUUCGAAAGAACGGUGCACACUGUCAACGAAACUACAUCGACCAUCAACGGCAAAUAUGAGACAAAACAAUUUGAACAAAAGACCAUCGUAUCAUUUUCGAAGGAUUUGCACAGCGCAACAAAUAAAUAUCCCGAACAGAUUCGUGUGAAAAAGACAAUGGUCACAGAACGUUCGGCAAUUCAAGACAAUCCAUUCCAGAACAUCCGUUUUUCUAUUAAAACCGAUGGCAACGUCAUUCCAAAAGCCAAGUGAUUUCUUUUUUUUUUAUUCUCUUCUCUUUUUUUGUA